GUCGUUGAAACUAGAAAGAGCGAGCAGAGGUAAAGAGAGACAAAUAUGGAGCUUCUGCGCUGAUCUUUAUUGGGUCUGUAUCGAGAAAAACGACGCAAAGGAACCAACCAUAAAAGAUCAGAGGCUUUCUUUGUCUUGUUCAUCAACUCUUUGUUGGUUUUUUGUGAGGUAUUGUGUUUGUGUAUCUAUAUGGUUUUUGUUUUCCAAGUUUUCAAGUCUCAAAUCUAUUAAACCGCCCUCUUUCCUGUACAUCUUCAUCAUCAUCGCUAUAAUCAAAAAGUUGAGUAUAUAUUUGAAGAGAGAGAUAGCAAAGCAAAGAAAGGCAAAUUGCUGGACUUACAGAGAUUGUGGCAAUGGUUUUGGGAUGGCGAAGAGCGUUUUGUACAUCGAUCCCACGGCCACGAGAUCGAGAGCCCAAGGAGGUGAAAGAGAAGCAAGAACACAGCAACACAAGUACUCCAAAGCUCAGCUCCAAAUUCGGGUUUUUCUCGAAUCCAUCAACGCCUCGAAUUCAAUCUCAGCCCGUUUCAACCCCUAGCCUCCGGUGUCGAACCACCACAACUACAACAGCACCACCAACGGCCACCGUUCCAUCACCGUCAGUCCCUGAAAGUCCAAGGCUCCAAUGCAAGACCACAAAAAGCCCAAGAUUGUUCCACCGGUCCAAUCCAUCCUCUCCUCGCUCUCCUUCCACUUUCUCUCUCCUCAAAUCCACUCUGCGUCUCUCCAAAAGUAGAUGUGGAAUAUGUUUACAGAACCUGAAGACGGGCCAGGGAACGGCCAUAUUGACGGCGGAGUGCUCUCAUAGCUUCCACUUCCGGUGCAUCGCCACACACGUGACCAAGGAAAGCAAUCUCACGUGCCCUGUCUGCAGCUCUACCUGGAAAGAAAUGCCUCUACUCUCCAUUAAUCACAACAACCAGAACCAAAAACCAGAGGAGGUAGUUGAAGAAGAGAAGAGAGAACUGACAGCUACAGUAAAUAUCAAAACAAAGAAUGAGAGCAAGCUGUCUUUAAGGACUGCCUUGAAAGUCUACAACGAUGAUGAGCCUUUGAUGUUACCGGUUACCGGAGCUGGAUUCAAUCCGAUUCCAGAGUCUGAUGAAAAUGAAGACCAAGAAAAUAAUGAGGAAUUUCAAGGAUUUUUCGUUAACGCCAAUGAUAGUCCAAUUGCUGAUUCAAUUAUGAACUACAGAAAUGUGGAGGUUAGAUUGCUGCCAGAGGCGGCGGUGGUGUCGGUAGGUCGGAGAAGCGAGACAUAUGCUUUAGUUUUGAAAGUGAGAGCUCCGGCGCAACUGUCUGAAACCUCACGGAGAGCUCCGAUCGAUUUGGUGACGGUGAUUGACGUCAGCGGAAGCUUGAACACGGAGAAAAUACAGAUGAUGAAACGCGCAAUGAGACUCGUAGUUUCGUCUCUGACUUCAUCUGAUCGCCUCUCCAUUGUUGCAUUCUCUGCGAGCUCGAAGAGGUUGUUGCCGUUGAGAAGAAUGACCAGCACUGGUCGGAGAUCGGCCCGUCGGAUUGUGGACGCGAUCGUUGCGUUGGAUGGAACAACGGCGAGUGCGAAUGACGCUCUAAAAAAGGCCGCCAAGGUGCUCGAAGAUCGACGGGAGAGAAACCCCUUGGCCAGGAUCAUACUCCUAUCGGACGGUCACGCUGAGAGAUCCUCCACCACUCAGCCGCGUGGAUCGUAUCUUGUUUCCACCACGAGCAUUACUCACUUGGAGAUUCCCGUUCAUUCUAUCAGCUUCAACCAAUUCAGCGCGUGCCAGCACUCGCAAUCUGAAGACGGCUUUGCCAAAAGUGUCGGAGGUCUGUUAAACGUCAUCGUUCAAGACCUUCGGAUUCAGCUAGGGUUUGUCUCCGGUUCAGCUCCGGCUGAGAUUUCAGGGGUUUACUCAUACACGGGUGAACCGGUUUUACUCGGAUCAAGUUCAAUCCGGGUAGGUGAUUUCUACGCCGGAGAAGAAAGAGAACUGUUGAUCGAACUGAAAGUUCCGUCAUCGGCAAUUGGGGCCCAUUAUUUACUGGCCGUCCGAUGCUCUUACAAAGACCCGUCAACUCAGGAACUAUUUUACGGUAAAGAACAACCCCUCUUGGUCCCACGACCACACGCCGUUAGAUCAUCGACCCCAAGCAUCGAACGGCUGAGAUACUCUUUCUUUUCGACACGCGCCAUAGCCGAAUCCCGGAGAUUAGUAGAGCGUGGGGACUUAAGCGGCGCGCGUCACUUGUUGGCUUCGGCUAAGGCUUUGUUGUUUCAGUCAACUUCGGCUUUGGCUGUUGAGUUCGUCCGCGGCUUGGAUGCUGAGCUGUCAGAUAUUCAUUGGAGAAAACAAAAUCACAUUGAGCAGAUCCAACGGCAGAGGACAAAUGAUGACAGGCAAAGAGAAAUUAAUUACGUGGAUGAGAAGAGUGAAGCGCUUACGCCGACAUCGGCGUGGAGAGCUGCGGAGAGGCUGGCUAAAGUGGCGAUUAUGAGGAAGUCGAUGAAUAGAGUCAGCGACUUACACGGCUUUGAGAACGCCAGAUUUUGA
Messenger RNA from Ilex paraguariensis (yerba mate), 2537 nucleotides. The record is from the annotation of a GenBank genome assembly. NCBI's taxonomy places the organism in Eukaryota, Viridiplantae, Streptophyta, Magnoliopsida, Aquifoliales, Aquifoliaceae.